Molecule: messenger RNA, 718 nt
Organism: Thermothielavioides terrestris NRRL 8126
Lineage: Eukaryota; Fungi; Ascomycota; Sordariomycetes; Sordariales; Chaetomiaceae
Exons: 1
Coding region: 378-653 (91 amino acids)
Source: RefSeq, a predicted model, not a curated record
GGAGCUGAUAGAGAUCCUUUGGGUCCGGGCAUGGUUUUUGGUGGAUUUUUUUCGAAUGGACACGCCUUCGGAGCUUUUCUGGGACAAAUAGGGCCGUGAUCAGCACUGUAUUAUAUAAGUGGACUGAGCAAUCGAAGGAGGUUCCGUUCAGAUUAUCGGAGCAACGUUAUAGAUAGAUUUGGUUGAAGUUGACCUGGGGAGCGCCAAGCCAUCUACUGUGGUAAAGCGGUAAGUGGCGGCAUAACCGAGCGCCAUUAUCUGUUAUCUGCACCAGCCAGAUUAUUUUCCGACAGGCAUAUUCAUCCCAUUUUCUCAACCAAACUCAACUUCAACCACCCCCAAUAAACCAUAUCAGCUUGCAGCACAACCAGCAAAAGAUGGCCCAGGGCGAAGUCAAGAAGACACCCAAACCAAACCCGGGCGGGAAGGGCGGCAAGGCGGGCGGGAAGCAGCAAGCGAAGAAGAGCGGCGUCAGCAAGGCGAAAAAGUCCAAGACAACGGCCGACAAGAUCCAGAAGAAAUAUACGGCAGGCCUGGUCGCCAAGACGGAGCAGAUGCUGGGCGAGCGCGCCGGCCAUCUGGAGCUGAUCGGCAAGGGGCGCAAGAAGGGCGAGGAGCGGAAGUUUAAGGGAGGCAGUCGCAAGUUUGGUUAGGGUGGGUGCGACGGGGCAAAAGGGUGGGAGCUGGCGCGGGAGCUGGCUGUGGGAUGGUACACUGG